Messenger RNA from Cryptosporidium ubiquitum, 1146 nucleotides. RefSeq lists its product as uncharacterized. Lineage: Eukaryota; Apicomplexa; Conoidasida; Eucoccidiorida; Cryptosporidiidae. The record is from RefSeq and is a predicted model, not a curated record. The coding region runs from base 1 to 1146 and encodes 381 amino acids. The transcript has a single exon.
AUGAAGUUUUUUUUACAAAUUUAUUCAAUUUCAUUCUUAUUAUAUUAUUUUUACAUCAAAAUUCAUGCUCCUCAGUCUGUAGAGAGUCAUUAUCAAAUUGAAUUUAGCCUCAUUAAAUCUCGAGCUAGAAGUUCAAGAAGUAGAUCAACGAAUAAUGGGAGAAAUUCAAGACAAUCAUCCGAAGCUGCUGCCGUUCAAUUUCUUGAAGAUCAAAUGAAAUCACCGCCAUCGCCUUUAUCACCUUCAAAACCCUCUCAUUUGAGAAUUACUGAAUUUCUAAGUUCUUAUGGCGUAGAUGAUCAAAUGUACGUAGGAGGAGUAUGUGAUGACCAAUUAAGAGAAUAUUACUAUUCUAAACUAAAAAAGAUAGUUGGUUUUUUUUUCUUGGUUAAAGGAGAAUAUAAACAUAAUUAUGGAACAAAUGGUCCUGUAGGUCGAGACCGUACUUUGCAUUCAAAAUUCCGAUCUCAAUAUGCCACAUUGAUCACGAGAUUUGAUGAUAUCUUUACAGCACUCAAAAACUAUAUGGAGUUGUUAUUCAACUGCUUAUUAUACAUAUUCUCGCAUAGCUACAGAGAAAUUGAAGUAGAACCAAAUGAUUACAAUUGCACAAGAAUAUCUAUUUACUUCUUUCUGAUGAUCAUGGAGAUAACCAAUUAUAUGUUGAAAAUAUUUGGCUAUUUAGAAAAACAGUUUGCUAAGCUUAUUGCUCAACUUCUUGAAAAAAAACAUGAUGAUGUCGAAGCAAGAAUCCAGGCUAUAUACUUUGCUCUUGAAAUGAUCAGAGAAACGAAGAAACUUGAAGAAGAAAAGUUUUCCAGAUCUAAAGAUCAAUUUGACACGUGUAAAAGCUACAUAAAAACUGGAAGUUUACAGUCAGAGUCCGGACAUAAACGAAGUAUAUUCGACGAUUCUGUGAGCGAAAGUUCCAGUUCAACUAAAUCUAGUACCUUUAUGAAACUGAAGCUUGGAAAAAUGUUUAAGAAAAAAGGAAAGGAUAAAAAAGGGAAAAAGGGUAGAGGGGAUCAAACAGAGGCUGAACAAAGGAGAGAUGACAAUGAGGACAACGAUGAAAGUCCAUUUUGGAAACUUUCUCUUCUUACCUUUAAUCCCGAUGAUGUUCUUGAUGAUGAUGUGUUUUUAUAA